Molecule: messenger RNA, 2813 nt
Organism: Elgaria multicarinata webbii
Lineage: Eukaryota; Metazoa; Chordata; Lepidosauria; Squamata; Anguidae
Gene: POLR3H
Product: RNA polymerase III subunit H
Exons: 7
Coding region: 194-814 (206 amino acids)
Biological process (GO): DNA-templated transcription; transcription initiation at RNA polymerase III promoter
Cellular component (GO): RNA polymerase III complex
Molecular function (GO): DNA-directed RNA polymerase activity; DNA binding
Source: RefSeq, a predicted model, not a curated record
CUCUCAGGUUGAGGACGGAAUCGCGUGGAGCGAAGCACGUGUGGGGUGGUUAUCUGCCUUUUCUAUAAGGUUGUGGCGCCAACAACUCCCUCCUCUUACUGUUGUAAAAAAAAAAAAAAAGAGGAAAAAGUGGGGCGGUGGUAGAGCGCAAACUUGUUGCCGUGGAACAGAGUCGACGAGGUGGGAAGAAAACAUGUUUCUGUUAGUGGAGAUGACUGAUACUGUGCGAAUUCCUCCAUGGCAGUUCGAACGGAAGCUUAACGAUGCCAUCACUGAAGAAUUAAAUAAGAAGUUAGCCAAUAAGGUUGUGUAUAAUGUUGGCCUCUGCAUCUGUCUGUAUGACAUCACAAAAUUGGAAGAUUCCUACAUAUUCCCAGGAGAUGGUGCAUCACACACAAAAGUGCAUUUCCGGUAUGUUGUGUUUCACCCCUUUCUGGAUGAAAUUCUGGUUGGAGAGAUAAAAGGCUGCAGCCUGGAAGGAGUCCGUGUUUCUCUUGGGUUCUUUGAUGACAUCAUUAUUCCUCCGGAAUCCCUACAGCAACCUGCUAAGUUCGAUGAAGCAGAACAAGUGUGGGUUUGGGAAUAUGAGACAGAAGAAGGAGCCCAUGAUCUGUAUAUGGAUACAGGGGAGGAAAUUCGUUUCCGUGUGGUGGAUGAAACCUUUAUAGAUACAUCCCCAACAGGCCCGUGCUCUGCAGAGACUUCCACCUCUAGUGCUACAGAGGAAGUACAGAAGAAAGAGGCCCCCUACACUCUUGUGGGAUCUAUCAGUGAACCUGGUCUGGGCCUCCUAUCCUGGUGGACAAACAGUUAGCUAAAGGAAAAAAAAGACUAUUCUGAAAGAUGGAGACUUUCCAAAUUCAAAAAGUCAGAUGGUGCCUUCCCCCCAUCCCCUCUGCCUUGAACAGCAGUUGCAAAAUGGAAGCUGUGUUUUCCCAUUUCUACUUUGCACUAGAUCUACUUCAACCUCAUCUAGAUCUAGAAAAUGAUUGGGAGCAUCCAGUGUAAUAUCAUCAACACAGAAAAAUUGAAGACCAUAGCAAUGGCAGCAUAACCUCAGGAGGUUCUUAGUCAUCUAUCCACUAUAACUGGGUUCAAGCACCUAAGAAGAAUCUGUUAUUUUGGGGUGAAAUGGGGUACCCCUUGUAUUUUAAAACAGAUGCAAGAAUUAAUUCUGAAGGAGAAUAGCCUGGAAGAAACCAGCAUUUCAUGCUGCCAUAUUCUGUUUCAUCUUGUAAUUAAGAGUUGCGGGGGAAUGAUGUUGCAGAAGUAAGCACCCAUUUUAUUGAAUGUGUUUAUUCCAUUUCCCCAUUUGGUUGGAGGUGCUUCUAACAGCAGUAUGGGAAAUCAGUGAGCUGUCUCUCCAGAGUUGGUAAAUUGUGGUGAGGAAGACUGGUGAAGUUAGGGCAAGGAUACAGAUCUACUGCCAGUCCUCUGAUGGGUCCAUGAAUGGGCAGAACAAGAAGAGCCUAAGAACUGCAUAAGUCUAAAAACUGCAGUUAAUAAGUCUGGAAUGUUUAGAGAACAAACAAACCCUUGUCAGCUGCCCUUGCUUAUCUUACUAUCUCAAAAAACACCUAUUGCAAUUGUUUUCAGCUUAGAUAUUGCAGAAAUGCAAGUGGGCUGCAAUCUGUGCUGCAGAGAAGAUGAAAUACUACUGAAAGCAACUACGAUUGAAUGACACACCUCUGCUUUCAGGCCCAACUGCUAUUGAACAAAACCACUCAAUAACUUUGCUUAGGAGGCAGAUGCUCUUAUCUUGUGGUAGACCCUUCUUCCCAGGGUAUUGUAUACAAGUGCCGUCAAGGACCAUGGCCAUUCAGUUUCUGGAUUUUGAGUUUGCAUGGUAAAUGUAGGACACUGGAUAGCAGUGAAAUGAGCACAUAGGGGACACAAUUGCAAUACAUAAUUAAAAUACCUCUAUAACAUCGGAGAGAUCUUGAUGAUAAAAGUAAAGCUAGAGCGUCUUGCAAUGGAAUUACAGCCAUUCUGGCUAAGGAUGACUUUGGACAUGUACCUACCACAUCAGAGCAUAUCUCGCUCUCAUACAUAACAAUGUGCUUGAAGAUACCCCUUCCUUCAUGACAAUAUUUUGGGCUGUCAAGUAGACAUCUAAAGCUACACUAAGUUCAGUUGUUUCCGUUUCAAAAUCUGCACCAAACUUAGCUAAAUGUUGUGCAGGCCGACUCUGCUUAUAGAGGUCCUCUGUGCUGUGAUUACUGCUGAACCCCAGUGUUUUGCUAUCUAAGAAAUGGGGUUGGUGUAGAAUAAUAAAGAUUGGAAGAUUAGCUUUAACUGAAGGUUGGGUGGCUUAACAAUACAGUAAGCAGAACAGUGUUUUCUACUUUUCAACAAAAGCAUUUUGGACUUGGAAGUAACAACCUCUAAUAAACCAUAAACAUAAAUUUUUCUCUUGUAUUUUUACUGUGUAGUGAUGCUUAAAGGAGUUGAGAAAUUGUGUGCUUUUAGUACUAUACAUCAAGAACUUUGUCACAAAAGGGGGGGUUAAAUCAAAGGACAACUGGCUCAGAUUCUCCAGAAUUAAUGUAUGUGUCUAUGCCCAUUCCUAUUGGCUGUUAUUGCUUUCUAUUAAACAGUACAAUAUUUGAGUUUCUUUUGGCAACGUUCUGCACAAUCUCCUCGUUGAAGUGUCUUCUAACAGUGGAAAGCUGCUCUGCUGAGAAUGAUACGGGUCAUGUAUUGUACUUGCAGAGCAAUCAGUUAUGGAAUAUGAUUGAGCAAGAAACCUGUUUUGUUAUUGUUUUGGGAUAUAAUUGUAUACAAAUAAAUACUUGUCCUUAAUUACAUCAUAA